GCGUGCCAGCGUCCGUUCGCGCCGACGGCCAUGGCCGCGCGCCCCGCGCCUCGCAGCCUGCUGGCGCUCGUGCUGUGCUGCGCCUGGGGCGCGCUGGCGGUGGUCGCCCCGAAGCCGGGCGCGGGCUGUCCGAGCCGCUGCCUGUGCUUCCGCACCACCGUGCGCUGCAUGCAUCUGUUGCUGGAGGCCGUGCCCGCCGUGGCGCCCCAGACCUCCAUCCUAGACCUUCGGUUCAACAGAAUCAGAGAGAUCCAGCCUGGAGCAUUCAGACGCCUGAGGAACUUGAAUACACUGCUUCUUAACAAUAACCAGAUCAAGAAAAUACCAAGUGGUGCGUUUGAAGACCUGGAAAACUUAAAAUAUCUCUAUUUGUACAAGAAUGAGAUCCAGUCAAUUGACAGGCAAGCAUUUAAGGGACUUGCCUCUCUAGAACAACUGUACCUGCACUUUAAUCAGAUAGAAACGCUGGACCCGGAAUCCUUCCAUCACUUGCCAAAGCUAGAGAGACUAUUUUUACAUAACAACAGGAUCACACAUUUAGUUCCGGGGACAUUUAAUCAUUUGGAAUCCAUGAAACGAUUGCGAUUGGAUUCAAAUGCACUUCACUGUGACUGUGAAAUCCUGUGGCUGGCUGACUUGUUGAAAGAUUAUGCCCAGUCGGGGAAUGCUCAGGCGGCAGCUACCUGUGAGUAUCCCAGACGCAUCCAGGGACGUUCCGUGGCCACCAUCACCCCAGAAGAGCUGAACUGUGAAAGACCCCGGAUCACAUCAGAGCCACAGGAUGCAGAUGUCACUUCAGGGAACACUGUUUACUUCACCUGCAAAGCUGAAGGCAACCCCAAACCUGAGAUCAUUUGGCUUCGAAACAACAACGAGCUGAGCAUGAAGACAGACUCGCGCCUAAACUUGCUGGACGAUGGCACGCUGAUGAUCCAGAACACCCAGGAGGCAGACCAGGGCGUGUACCAGUGCAUGGCCAAGAAUGUGGCCGGGGAGGCGAAAACUCAGGAGGUGACCCUCAGGUACUUUGGAUCUCCAGCCCGGCCUGCUUUUGUAAUCCAGCCGCAGAACACAGAGGUGCUGGUGGGCGAGAGUGUCACUCUGGAGUGCAGUGCCACGGGCCAUCCUCUGCCACGGAUCACCUGGACACGAGGUGACCGGACACCUUUGCCAGCUGACCCUCGAGUGAAUAUUACUCCUUCUGGUGGCCUGUACAUACAGAGUGUCGAGCAGGCUGACAGUGGGGAGUACACGUGCUUUGCAUCCAACAGCGUGGACAGCAUCCACGCCACGGCCUUCAUCAUUGUGCAAGCUCUUCCCCAGUUUACGGUGACCCCUCAGAACAGAGUGGUUGUUGAGGGUCAGACAGUGGAUUUCCAUUGUGAGGCCACCGGCUACCCCCAGCCAGUCAUCGCCUGGACCAAGGGAGGGAGCCAGCUCUCAGUAGACAGACGGCAUCUGGUGCUGUCCUCUGGCACGCUCAGGAUCUCUGGGAUUGCCCUGCAUGACCAGGGUCAGUACGAAUGCCAAGCUGUCAACAUCAUCGGCUCCCAGAAGGUCGUGGCCCACCUGACCGUGCAGCCCAGAGUCACCCCAGUGUUUGCCAGCAUCCCCAGCGACAUGACUGUAGAGGUGGGCACCAAUGUCCAGCUGCCCUGCAGCUCCCAGGGGGAGCCUGAGCCAGUCAUCACCUGGAAUAAGGAUGGAGUUCAGGUAACAGAAAGUGGAAAAUUUCAUAUUAGCCCUGAAGGACACUUGACCAUCAAUGAUGUUGGACCUGCGGACGCUGGUCGAUACGAGUGUGUGGCCCGGAACACAAUUGGAUAUGCUUCAGUUAGCAUGGUGCUUAGUGUGAAUGUUCCCGACGUAAGUAGAAACGGGGACCCUUUUGUUGCUACCUCAAUUGUGGAAGCCAUUGCUACUGUUGACAGAGCCAUCAACUCCACUCGGACACACUUGUUUGACAGCCGUCCACGUUCUCCAAAUGACCUGCUGGCCCUAUUCCGGUACCCACGGGACCCAUACACGGUGGGACAAGCCCGGGCAGGAGAGAUAUUCGAGCGGACUCUACAGCUGAUCCAGGAACAUGUUCAGCAUGGCCUGAUGGUUGACUUAAAUGGAACAAGUUACCACUACAAUGACCUGGUGUCUCCCCAGUACCUGAGCCUCAUCGCCAACCUGUCGGGCUGCACUGCGCACCGGCGCGAGAACAACUGCUCGGACAUGUGCUUCCACCAGAAGUACAGGACGCACGAUGGCACGUGCAACAACCUGCAGCACCCGAUGUGGGGCGCCUCUCUGACGGCCUUCGAGCGCCUGCUGAAGGCCGUGUAUGAGAACGGCUUCAACACUCCCCGCGGCAUCAACCCCCUGCGUCAGUACAAUGGGCAUGUGCUCCCCAUGCCCCGCCUUGUGUCCACAACACUGAUCGGGACCGAGGUGGUGACGCCUGAUGAGCAGUUCACACACAUGCUUAUGCAGUGGGGCCAGUUCCUCGACCAUGACCUGGACUCCACAGUGGUGGCCCUGAGCCAGGCUCGCUUCUCUGAUGGACAGCACUGCAGCUCCGUGUGCAGCAAUGACCCACCCUGUUUCUCCGUCAUGAUUCCCCCCAAUGACCCCCGUGUGAGGAGUGGCGCACGUUGCAUGUUCUUUGUGAGGUCGAGCCCCGUGUGUGGCAGCGGCAUGACGUCCCUGCUCAUGAAUUCUGUGUACCCACGGGAACAGAUCAACCAGCUCACCUCCUACAUCGAUGCGUCCAAUGUGUAUGGCAGCACUGACCAUGAGGCCCGCAGCAUCCGGGACCUGGCCAGCCACCGUGGCCUCCUGAGGCAGGGCAUUGUUCAAAGGUCUGGGAAGCCACUACUCCCCUUUGCCACAGGGCCACCCACUGAGUGCAUGCGAGAUGAGAACGAAAGCCCCAUCCCCUGCUUCCUGGCUGGUGACCACCGCGCCAAUGAGCAGCUGGGCCUGACCAGCAUGCACACGCUGUGGUUCCGAGAGCACAACCGCAUUGCAGCAGAGCUGCUGAGGUGGAACCCGCACUGGGAUGGGGACACCAUCUACCAUGAGACCCGGAAGAUCGUUGGGGCCGAGAUCCAGCAUAUCACCUACCAGCACUGGCUGCCCAAGGUCCUGGGGGAGGUAGGCAUGAAGAUGCUGGGGGAGUACCGGGGUUAUGACCCCAGCGUCAAUGCUGGCAUCUUUAAUGCCUUCGCAACCGCGGCCUUCAGGUUCGGCCACACACUGAUCAACCCCGUGCUCCACCGCCUCGAUGAGAACUUCGAGCCCAUCCCGCAGGGCCACGUGCCCCUCCACAAGGCCUUCUUCUCACCCUUCCGCAUUGUCAAUGAGGGGGGCAUCGACCCACUUCUCCGGGGGCUGUUCGGGGUGGCAGGGAAGAUGCGUGUGCCUUCCCAGCUGUUGAACACGGAGCUUACAGAACGGCUAUUCUCCAUGGCACACACGGUGGCCCUCGACCUGGCCGCCAUCAAUAUACAGAGAGGCCGGGACCAUGGCAUCCCACCCUACCAUGACUACAGGGUCUACUGCAAUCUGUCGGCCGCCUACACCUUUGAGGACCUGAGAAAUGAAAUCAAGAGCCCUGAGAUCCGGGAAAAGCUACAGAGGCUGUAUGGCUCGACUCUGAACAUUGAUCUGUUCCCAGCCCUCAUGGUGGAAGACCUUGUCCCUGGAAGCCGCCUGGGGCCUACACUCAUGUGCCUGCUCAGCACACAGUUUCGGCGACUGCGGGACGGGGACAGGUUGUGGUACGAGAACCCAGGUGUGUUCUCCCCCGCUCAGUUGACACAGCUCAAACAGACGUCCCUGGCCAGGGUCCUGUGUGACAACUCAGACAACAUCACGCGUGUGCAGCCGGAUGUGUUCAGGGUGGCAGAGUUCCCACAUGGCUACAGCAGCUGUGAGGACAUCCCCAGGGUGGACCUCCGGGUAUGGCAGGACUGCUGUGAAGACUGCAGGACCAGGGGACAAUUCAACGCAUUUCCCUUCCAUUUCCGGGGCAGACGAUCUCUGGAAUUCAGCUACGAGGAGGAUAAGCCUACCAAGAGAACAAGACCACGGAAGGCAUUGAGUGUAAAGCAUGCCAAACGUCACAGCAAUGCCACAUCGAUCUCCCAUGAAUACUUGGAAGGACCAGUGACAAAUGACUUCAAGGAGUUUGUUGUGGAAAUGCAAAAGAUCAUCACAGACCUGAGAAGACAGAUCAACAACUUGGAGUCUCGGCUCAGCACCACAGAGUGUGUGGAUGCCAGUGGAGAGUCACAUGCCAACAACACAAAGUGGAAAAAAGACACAUGCACAGUUUGUGAGUGUAAAGAUGGCCAGGUCACCUGCUUCGUGGAAGCUUGCCAACCUGCAGCCUGUUCAGAGCCCGUGAAAGUGGAAGGAGUGUGUUGUCCAGUUUGUGCAAAGCCUUAGGCUUCCCUAAGCUGAGCUCCUCCACGCUGGUCUGCAGUCUUCAUCAGCUUAGACGGUGAAACAGGGACUUGCAGACUACAGGCCAUGUCAGGAUCCCAGACGUUUCAGGACUCCACUGUGCUGUCACAGACGCAACCCAGGCUGCUUUGGACCUGUGUUCAUAGAAGGAAACUCAGCAGACAGGAAGGGGUGCAGGCUCUGCUCCUCACUUCAUGUUAGACUUCUCAGGUUUUUAUUUAAUUUUUUUGAAAUGAAAAAUAGGUGCUACCAUUAAGUCGCACAGUUAAGUCACGUGGACUCCUAAAUUGACUCUGCCCAAUGUCCCCAAUUCUGUUUGAUGCCGGAGGUCUUUGGAGGUCCCUCUUCCUGGCUCUGAGGGCAGAGCCUUCUGCACAGGUGUGGCCCACAAGUGGUGACAUGGCAGGAGCCACUAGAAUAUCACAGGCUGCAUUUAAAGAGAAUCAUUUGGCAAACAGAACAGAACCUUCUAAGAGUGUCCUGAGCUAGAAUAGAAUUCCCACAGGGACUCUCGGGCUCUCUCCUGUCCUCUCCUUAAUGUCUGCCACCUUUCCCUUCAGUGUCUUUAACAUUUCUCAGCCCAUUAGCAUUUAACAAUGAAACCAAGCAGUUCCUCAUGUUGGGAACUUGUUGGCUCCUUCUACACACAGUUGUCACAUCAUUUGCCACAUCCAGACAUAGGAUUAUUUCUGUUGCUCCUAUGAACUGAAUAUGACAUCCUUACAUGCCAUGCAGUGUCUGGGGACCUCCUGGACUGCCUUUAACCACUGCCUGCUUUGGCUCCAGAGCACGCAGCGCGGAGUGUGAGCUACUUUCCAGGUCCUUCCAACUAGCGACAUGCAGGCAAUCUGAAUGUCAGAAACUCAUACUGUGUGAAUGUUUUAAACAAGACAAUCCCUAUACCUCAUGUGUGCUUUUCAAAUGAAUAAUGCUUUAUUAAAAAAUUGCCCAGUUUUUAGAUGUUAGAUGUAGCAGAAAAAUCAUUUCCACUAUGCAAAAAGGUUUUUUUUUUGUUGUUUUUUUAAUUCAGUGAAAAACAACUACCAUACCUCAUGGUCUUUUUUUUUUUUUUUUUAUUUGACCAAAACUUUAUACUCUGUUCUCACAACAAAGUUCUCUUUGUUCAGCAGUCUUCCCUGAACAAGCAAAUGUCACUCAACACACGUUGUGUCAGGCACUGUACCAGCCACUGUGAGUUCAGGAACAUGAAAGUCUGGACCACCUGCCCAGGGGCUGAGAGGAAGACUCUGAGGAUACAGGAGAGUCAGUGCCAAGUGAAGAGGUGUGAAAUGGGGGUCAUUUUAGCGAGAUUAUUUUGGGGUGGGGAGAAGUGAGGCUCUCUGCAGCAUCUGGAACAUACUGGGAAGGGAGGCUGAAGCCCAGUAUGAAGAUUGUGUGAUCCCUGUGGUGGGGCAUCUUCCCCCAGACACAAGGCUUGGUGUGCAGGACUGCUGGGCGCCACAGGCGCAGGCAACACCCAGCCAUGGGCGUGUUCAGCAUUGCAUGUAGAGACAUGGUUUCCUUGUUUUAUCUUCAUAUCAGAAUGAUAAUCAGAAGCUGGUGUUUCUGGGAGCUGAGAUGUCUUUUGAAAUAUUAAGUCAAAUUUGUGAUCAGAUUUCAGAACAGACUCCUUUGAAGUAGAAAACGUGUUGGCUUGAGCUGUAAUGGCUGUGUAGUUGCUCAGGCGUAGCAAUGACAGCAGAGCCUGUGCCAUGUGCGGUGCCAUCUCGCACAGGUCUUGGGGGCAGUGGCUGAGACAGGUGUUCCUGGCGCAAGGCAGGUGUAUGGAGGGCUUUGUGCUCUGAACCGAUGGGGGAAGCUGAACGUUAACUUCUGCAACUCAAAUCUGUGCACUUGCCGUGGCAACAUCCCAGCCUCAUUGCCAGCGCAGUGGGCAGUGUCCAGGCGACCUCGCCGAGCAUCCACUUUCUGAGGCUGCUGGGACAUGAAGCGGAGUGUACACAUUUAAUUCUCUUCUAACUGUUGCCAGCAGCCAAAUGCCAGUUUCAUGUUCAUUGUAUUCAGUACAUUACCAAAGAGGUGUUUGCACUUUGUAGUGAUGCCUUUCAGUUCAAAUAAAAGGGCCACGUUGUCAAGUG
Messenger RNA from Jaculus jaculus (lesser Egyptian jerboa), 6557 nucleotides. RefSeq names its product peroxidasin (gene Pxdn). The transcript has 23 exons. NCBI's taxonomy places the organism in Eukaryota, Metazoa, Chordata, Mammalia, Rodentia, Dipodidae. The coding region runs from base 31 to 4440 and encodes 1469 amino acids. The record is from RefSeq and is a predicted model, not a curated record. Gene Ontology annotation, biological process: response to oxidative stress. Gene Ontology annotation, molecular function: heme binding; protein binding; peroxidase activity.